Molecule: messenger RNA, 1406 nt
Organism: Lampris incognitus (smalleye Pacific opah)
Lineage: Eukaryota; Metazoa; Chordata; Actinopteri; Lampriformes; Lampridae
Gene: slc25a37
Product: solute carrier family 25 member 37
Exons: 4
Coding region: 73-1092 (339 amino acids)
Biological process (GO): iron import into the mitochondrion
Cellular component (GO): mitochondrial membrane
Molecular function (GO): ferrous iron transmembrane transporter activity
Source: RefSeq, a predicted model, not a curated record
UGUGGUUGUCCACGCCACCGACCUGAGCCUGAACGCGGCGAAGACUUCAAAACCCCGGCCAGCUCGCCGCGCAUGGAGUUGAGCGCAGAACCUGUGGUGGCAACGUUGGAGAUGUCGGAAGAGAAGAAGAAGAACGGCGAAGACUGCGAACCCUGCGGCAGCGACGGCGACUACGAGAGCCUGCCGCCCCACGUCUCCGUGACGACCCACAUGACAGCGGGAGCCGUGGCGGGCGUGCUGGAGCACACGGUGAUGUACCCCGUGGACUCUGUCAAGACAAGAAUGCAGAGCCUGCAGCCAGACCCUAAAGCCCAGUACAGUAGUGUGUUUGAGGCUCUGAAAAGGAUCAUCAAGACAGAGGGGAUUCUCAGACCAUUGAGGGGCCUCAACAUUACCAUGAUGGGAGCAGGCCCUGCCCAUGCACUCUACUUCGCCUGCUAUGAACGGGUCAAACAUUCACUAAGCGACAUCAUUCAGAAUGGAGGCAACAGCCAUUUAGCCAAUGGUCUGGCAGGCAGUGUGGCAACCGUUCUUCAUGAUGCAGUCAUGAACCCAGCUGAAGUGGUGAAGCAGAGGAUGCAAAUGUACAAUUCUCCAUAUCGAGGACUCUGGGACUGUGUUCGGACAAUAACACAUACUGAGGGUAUUGGGGCCUUCUACCGCAGCUACAGCACACAGCUUACCAUGAACAUUCCCUUCCAGGCAGUUCACUUUGUUACUUAUGAGCUGAUGCAAGAGCAGCUAAACCCUCAACGACACUACCACCCCAGCAGCCACAUACUGUCGGGGGCAGCAGCAGGAGCUGUUUCCGCAGCCAUAACCACUCCGCUCGAUGUUUGUAAGACCCUUCUCAACACACAAGAGAAUGUAGCACUCAACUCCGUGCACAUCAGCGGCCAUUUAACGGGGAUGGCCAACGCCUUCAGGACAGUGUACCGACUUGGGGGCCCGACAGCCUUCUUCAAAGGGGUCCAAGCCCGGGUUAUAUAUCAGAUGCCCUCCACUGCCAUUGCCUGGUCGGUGUACGAGUUCUUCAAGUACUUUCUGACCAAGCAGCAGUUGGAAAGGGAGGCUGGAACCGGUCCGCUUUAACUGAACACGUGUCGGAGGAACCAACCCGCACCUAUAGAAUGGAAAUGAUGUAAAAAGCCUCUGAGGUGAGGCUGUUUGUGUAUUCGCCACGCUUGUCUGUGUGUUGAGUAAUAACCGCAGGUCGCUGUCUCAAAGAGAAGCCACUGCGGGGAAGGUGUGCACUUUUUUACCAAGCUGCAGUGCAUUACCCUUUUAAAAAAGGAUUGGUGUUUCGCAAACGGGACCUGCAACCGUCAGAAGAUGUCUAUUCUUAAAGAAUAGCAAUAAGUAGAUUACAUCUUUUGUAAGGCAUCGCUUUCUUCCUUCACGCACAC